AUGUCAUCUUCGGUCAUCAUUCAUUACACUGCUGUCAUGGGUAUACAACGACGUACUCUCACCUUCAAUGCGGCGCAUAACUCUACGUCCGAAUUAGCAGGACUGAUUUGGGUUGGCCGGCUCUUGUUCCUCGAAUAUGCCCUGACGGUCUAUAGCUAUGCUACUCUAGCCUACGAAUGGCCAUGCCGGGAUCAUUAUCCGUCGCAGCCUGACCGCCUGGAUGCGAUUCGCAAGAAGUACUUGAUCCGAGGCUGUUAUACCCCAUUUGGGGAAAUCAUUGAGCUUAAAGCUUUUGCUAAGUCAAUUGUCAAGAGAGAAGGUAUUCCGGGAAACCUUUCCUGGGAUCCGGACGGGCAAUCGUUCACGAUCGGACACGACAAAAAGUUUAAGCCUUCUGAAUUCUGCGCGACCCAUUUGAAAGCCAUUGAGCUUGUACAAGAGAGAGUAGACGAGAUGAUGCUGGGACUGAAAGUGGAUAUCAACAUAGAUGAGAUCUUAGGCAGCGGCAGCGGGAGGAAAUUAGCCGAGGGCGACGACGAGGCCGGCAGCGAUAAUGAGGAUGAGGAUGAGGAUGAAGACGAAGAGGAGGAUGAUGGCGAUGACGAUGAGGAUAACUAUAAGAGGCCGCUCAAUGCAUCGAAAGAAGCAAGAGGACUCGUCAACCUCAACUUUAACCAUCGCCCCUCGAAGGUCAAUACCCACACCCAGCAACUCAUCAUGAAGGUCUCCUCCAUCCUCGCCGCCGCAGCCAUGGCCUCCGUGGCGCAAGCCUGGACACUCGAUUUCUUCGCCAGCAAGGGCACACGAACGAAGAAGGUCUUCGCAAACGGACAUGAAAGGAACGAAUGCACCAACCUUCGCUCUGAUUACAACUGGCCUACAACUGAAAUUCAUUUCAACCCCGAGACUGGCGGCUGGCCAGACGCAAAGGGGUACACCGCCUACAGCAAGACCAACUGCAAAGGCAAGGCAUACUACGGGGUGGAAGGGAACCAGUUUAUGAAGAAAACAUUCAAAAGCUACAAGGUCACGGGCUAA
Fusarium redolens is the source of this 1038-nucleotide messenger RNA. RefSeq lists its product as uncharacterized. The transcript has 2 exons. The record is from RefSeq and is a predicted model, not a curated record. Lineage: Eukaryota; Fungi; Ascomycota; Sordariomycetes; Hypocreales; Nectriaceae. The coding region runs from base 1 to 1038 and encodes 345 amino acids.